AUGACGUCGAUGCAGAAUCCCGAGAUAAUUUUAUUUCAUUAUCGAUUUUCGCCAUUUGCGAAGAGGUAUAUGUUAUCUAUUAUUUAUCCAUCUAUCUCUAUCAUCUUCCCAUCCCAUCCCAUCCCACCCCAUCCAUUCAAACCGCAUUUCCUAACCCCCCAAAGAAUAACAUGGUACCUCACUCUCCGCGGGAUCCCCUAUUCAGAAUGUCUCCAAGGCCCCACCAUGCCACGACCCGACAUCCAAGCUCUCGGAACCCAAUAUCGACGUAUUCCUAUUGUAUCGAUUGGUCGUGACAUCUACCACGACACGCGAUUGAUAUUGCGCAAGUUGGAGGAAUUGUUUCCCGAUUACCCGAAAAUCUCAGGGGCGUCUACGGAGCAGGUGGGGAUAGAGAAGUUGUUGGAGAUAUGGACUGUAGAUGGGCUGUUUGUGCGCGCGGCGCAACUGUUACCGUUGGAUUUACCGCUGUUGGGGGACAAGAAAUUUACGAGUGAUCGGGAAGAUUAUACGGGGAAGAGUUGGGAGAGGGGAAAUUUGGAAAAGGCGAGACCGGAAGCGUUGGCGGCGUUCAAGGGGGCGUUUGAGGUUUUGGAGAAUGGGCUUUUGGGGGAUGGGAGGGACUGGAUUUUGGGGAGUGAGAGGCCUACGUUGGCGGAUAUUGAAGCCGUCUGGCCUUUCCACUGGUUGAUCAACUUACCUGGUGCCUUACCCGCACACUACAUUUCCGCGCGACAAUUUCCCCAAACCUUUGCAUGGAUCUCCCGAUUCGACCAAGCCACUCGACUCGCCGCGAAGAAACUCCCCAGGCCCAAAGUUCUCUCGGGGGCAGAAGUACUUGGAAAAGUCACCGCGUCUGAUUUCGGAGAGAAAGGUGAACAUGUCGAUUCGCAGGAUCCGACGGGACUGCAAAAGGGACAGGAGGUGGAAGUUUGGCCAAUUGACACGGGGAUGAGUAGGAGAGAUCGGGGGGUUUUGGUGGGACUUUCCACAAAGGAAAUUGUGAUUGAGUCACAGACGAAGGAGGGGGUGAAGGUGAAGAUUCAUACUCCCAGGCAUGGGUUUAGGAUUCGGGGGGUGGGAGGGACGGGGUCGAGACUUUGA
Molecule: messenger RNA, 1104 nt
Organism: Botrytis fragariae
Lineage: Eukaryota; Fungi; Ascomycota; Leotiomycetes; Helotiales; Sclerotiniaceae
Product: putative glutathione s-transferase protein
Exons: 2
Coding region: 1-1104 (367 amino acids)
Source: RefSeq, a predicted model, not a curated record